AGGAAGUAGUGGAUCAAGUGGAACGAGUCACUUUAGUAUUGGUGGAUCAGGAGGCAGCGGUGGAUCAGGAGGAAGCGGUGUGUCAGGUCAUGGUGGAUCAGGAGAAAGUGGUGGAUCAGGAGGCCGCGGUGGUUCAAGAGGCCGCGGUGGAUCAGGAAGUUAUAGUGGAUCAGGUCAUAGUGGAUCUGGUCACGGUGGAUCAGGAAGUAGUGGAUCUUCAAGUGGGACAAGUCACUUUAGUGUUGGUGGAUCAGGAGGCAGUGGUGGAUCAGGUCAGAGUGGAUCAAGAGGCCGCGGUGGAUCAGGAGGAAGUGGUGGAUCAGGUCAUAGUGGAUCAGGAAGUUAUAGUGGAUCAGGCGGCACUGGUGGAUCAGGAGGCAUUGGUGGAGCAGGUCAUAGUGCAUCAGGUCACGGUGGAUCAGGAAGUAGUGGAUCUUCAAGUGGGACGAGUCACUUUAGUGUUGGUGGAUCAGGAGGCAGUGGUGGAUCAGGUCAGAGUGGAUCAGGAGGCAGUGGUGGAUCAGGAGGAAGCGGUGGAUCAGGAAGUUAUAGUGGAUAUAGAGGCAGUGGUGGAUCAGGACAUAGUGGAUCAAGAGGCCGUGGUGGAUCAGGAAGCCGUGGUGGAUCAGGAGGCAGUGGUGGAUCAGGUCAUGGUGGAUUAGGAAGUAGUGGAUCAAGUGGAACGAGUCACUUUAGUAUUGGUGGAUCAGGAGGCAGCGGUGGAUCAGGAGGAAGCGGUGGGUCAGG
Homarus americanus (American lobster) is the source of this 747-nucleotide messenger RNA. RefSeq lists its product as uncharacterized. The coding region runs from base 90 to 662 and encodes 190 amino acids. Lineage: Eukaryota; Metazoa; Arthropoda; Malacostraca; Decapoda; Nephropidae. The transcript has a single exon. The record is from RefSeq and is a predicted model, not a curated record.